GUUGCAGAUCGAACUCAAGCAAGAAAAUUAACAAGUGCGUAGAGAUGAGAGUGCGUUCGGAAUCAGGCGCGAUAACACAGCUUGAGACAAAAUGCACGAGGCUUGGGUCUGGGCAAGUUGCGAGAAACCCGAUCCGGACUUUUUGGACGAUAACCUUUUUUUCUGCUCCGCGAAGCACGGACCACCCGAGAAAGUCCGCGGCCUCAAAUAUGAACCUUUUUUGGCAGUCCCGCCGCAGACCACUCGCUCUUGCGCAUUACAGCGGUAAUCCUGGGUGCUUUCAAUUGCUCGGUCGAGAACUAUGAAGAGAAAAGCGGAGAAGUCGCAAGCAGCUGGU
Molecule: messenger RNA, 337 nt
Organism: Aspergillus japonicus CBS 114.51
Lineage: Eukaryota; Fungi; Ascomycota; Eurotiomycetes; Eurotiales; Aspergillaceae
Exons: 1
Coding region: 92-268 (58 amino acids)
Source: RefSeq, a predicted model, not a curated record